Messenger RNA from Aspergillus lentulus, 201 nucleotides. Its product is annotated as H/ACA ribonucleoprotein complex subunit NOP10. Gene Ontology annotation, biological process: positive regulation of telomerase RNA localization to Cajal body; snRNA pseudouridine synthesis; rRNA pseudouridine synthesis. Gene Ontology annotation, molecular function: telomerase RNA binding; snoRNA binding. The record is from RefSeq and is a predicted model, not a curated record. Lineage: Eukaryota; Fungi; Ascomycota; Eurotiomycetes; Eurotiales; Aspergillaceae. Gene Ontology annotation, cellular component: box H/ACA snoRNP complex.
AUGCAUCUUAUGUAUGUUCUCGACAAGGAUGGCAAGAGGGUGUACACCCUCAAGAAGGUCCUGAACGGCGAAGUCACCAAGUCUGCCCAUCCUGCCCGGUUUUCGCCAGAUGACAAGUACUCCAGACACCGUGUCACCCUCAAGCGGAGAUAUGGCCUCCUGCUGACCCAGCAGCCUGAGAAGACGAACGCGGCGCUGUGA